This is a messenger RNA of Penicillium oxalicum, 825 nucleotides long. RefSeq names its product aldo/keto reductase family protein. Gene Ontology annotation, molecular function: oxidoreductase activity. The transcript has 2 exons. Lineage: Eukaryota; Fungi; Ascomycota; Eurotiomycetes; Eurotiales; Aspergillaceae. The record is from RefSeq and is a predicted model, not a curated record. The coding region runs from base 1 to 825 and encodes 274 amino acids.
AUGUCCUACACAAUCACCGAUCGUCUGCCCCUCCCCAACUCCGCCGGACGCAUUCCGCGCCUCGGCUUCGGAGUCUACCGCUCUCCGGCGUCGCAAUGCGUGCAAUCCGUCCUCAAGGCUCUUCAGGCGGGAUACCGACACAUCGACACGGCUCAGUUCUACGGCAAUGAGAGCGAAGUCGGCGAGGCCCUGCGGGCUUCGGGCAUCCCGCGCGACGAGAUCUUCGUGACCACCAAGAUUCUCAGCCCCGCUGGCUCCCCCGAGCAAACAUAUGAGAAACUAUUGGCGAGCGUGGAAAAGAUUGGUGGCUCCGACGGAUAUGUAGAUUUGUUCCUGAUCCACAGUCCCAAGUCCGGACCGGCGGGGAGAAAGGAGCUGUGGCAGGCUUUGGAGAAGUUGCAGGCGGAGGGCAAGGCCAAGGCGAUCGGAGUCAGUAACUACGGGGUCCAGCAUAUUGAGGAGAUGAAGCCAUAUGCCAAGGUCUGGCCGCCACAUGUCAAUCAGAUUGAGCGCACCAUCGACGCCUACUGCAAGCAACACGGAAUCGUGGUCGAAGCAUACUCGCCCAUCGUGCGUAAUUACAAGGCCAACGACCCAACGUUGGUCGAAGUGGCGAUGAAGUACAAUGUUUCCACGCAACAGAUUCUCAUCCGCUAUGCGCUGCAGAAGGGAUGGGUGCCUCUCCCCAAGACUGACAAUCCCGACCGCAUCGUGGCCAAUGCCGACAUUUUUGGGUUCGACCUCAAAGCGGAGGAUAUGGACGCUCUGGACUCGCUGGAUCAGGGCGACGCCGGUGCCAUUGUGGAGGCCGUGGCCAACGAGUGA